UACAAAUAUAGUUGAAUUUAUUAUAAGACUAACCAUGAAUCCCCACAAGAAAUCCGAAUAUAUUGUUUUAAAGCAUUGGCUAGUCAGGGAUGACUUACUUUUCCAAGCAUGUGGGUUUUGUCUAGUUGCGGCAUCUGACGAUCAGUUUGUGUUUAUCACUUGGGACAAGUAUUAUUUGCUAAACAUACGCUUUAAGAUGCCGAUGGAUUGCUGCAGGAUAAAAAUGACUGCUGUGCGUAUUCCUCUGCCCAAAAGUGGAGGAGGCUAUAUUAGGAGCGUGCAUUCCCUAAGGUACAACACGAUUCUGCAUAUGUCGAAUGGAGAGUUAUACUGCUUUACUUCAUUUAAGGAGCUGAAUCUAAUAAAAAGUCUCAGUGAAGUUCGUUGUUUUGCUAUUGUCGACCAAGGAUUCAGCGUGAUUCGAAUAGAAAAUCGACGACUGCUGCUACAGACAUAUUUUGAUCUUCCGGAUUUAGAAAAGGACAAGUGUACACUGCAAGAAACCUUUGACAUAACUUUCGACCAGCAAAAUAUAUUUCACUGCGACUGGCAACAUAAUAAGUACACUCUGACAACUUUAAAAGUUAACAAAAAUGAAGAACAGUUCGUGCGAAGUCUUCUUGUUACCAACGCGGUAGAACAAAAUUACGUUCACAUAUUUAGCAUAGGUGGACAUGUAUUUGCGUUGGCUUAUAAUCAAAAAAGAUCAAAAAGUACCGGUCCAGACUAUUAUAUCGAACUUCUAUGCGUAUAUGCAGCGCACGUUAAAUUCAUCAAACUUCUGCCAAUCUACAACCUUUGUUUGGUUUUUCUUAGCUCUGGCAGUGUGGACAUCUGGUACCUGUCUAGGCUUCUUUCUAUAAAACAGAGCCAAAUUUAUCACACAGGUUCUGAAUGGCUGGACUUUGAUGCAACAAGUGACAAUGGCGACUUCUAUUACACGGACGGAAAUGAGCUGGUGCGACUGAGAUUCAAGUACAACGUUCAGCUUGACGAGUGUUUUGUCUACACCUUGACAAAGCCAGUGUCCGGGAUUUACGGAUGUAGUUGGAUAAACCAAAAAGAAGAACUGUUUUGCCUUAGCGAAAACAACAUUCUUUAUUGCAUUGGUUUUGAUAUGUCCGAAAUGGACGGUCAAACGUCAACGUCAAACUUUACACCCUCAGCUUUCAAGAGACUGCAGCACAAUGCCAAAGCCUUGCAGGUAUAUAAAAAAAAACCAGAUUUUCUUAGACAAAAAUUAUAUAAGGAGUAUAAGCAACAGCAGCUUAUUUCUGUAAUUAAACAUAAUCAGAGAUUAAAUGCGCCAAUUCAAAUGUCACUGGAAUACCACCUUCAAAUACCCAGCUUUGACGGGGAUAAUGUUCUUAUACAGGCAGCGCAGAAUCUUGAUGCUCGGACAAGUUGUAUAUAUGCUGUUCUUAACGUCAGACUUAUCGAUAGCCGGCCACUGUUGCAGAGGAGAUUUUGGAAGCUUUUGACAUUCUUUGACAACCGCAUCAAUGUCCUCUUUUUGCCCACAGAAAUACUUGUCAAUAAAAAAUGUAACAUGGUUGUAACGUUAAGUAAAAUGAAAAACGAACGUCUGCCUCAUUUUAAAAUGUAUCUUCUGGAAUUUGUUAAACUUAAUAAUCAAACAUGUGGUGUACUUUUUCACGUACCGGUUGAAAGUUGUGGAAAUACAUUUCGUGCUAUUUUUAGUGGAAGAAAAGACCCUGGAAAAUUUACUCUGAGCAAUAAGCAAUUGCUAAAAAAGGAACUAUGUAUAGCAAAAAUCAGGCAGGCCAGCAGUCUAGGAAGUCAACUUACUCUUUUCAAUAUAGCGGAUCUAUUUUGUAAUGCCAUUUGCAUUCACAAUGACUAUUUGGAAUUCUCUUUUAUAGACGAAACGUUGCACUUCCUAUGCAAUAGAAAUAAAAGAGUAAACUAUUUAAAUGGAAUGUUGGAAAGUAAAGAUGCUUCAGCGAUUUACUAUUUUAAGCAACAUGUUCUUCUAAACUCGGAACAACUCGAAUCUGUAUCACAAAAAUAUGACUUAACCUUAAUUAAAACAAUGAGCGACAUUGACCGAUUUCGGUACCGACAGUGUUUCAACAGCCUGGCCUGCGAAACCAAUUUUGCAAUAUUUUUGAAGUCAAAAUAUAAUAUUAUUAGAAAUGACACUCAUUAAGAAGACAUACACGAAUAUCCACACCAUUUAAUAACAUCUUAAACUAACUUUUUUCUCUUUCUAGAUUUAAAUAAACUAAAUAUUACGCUAAACAAUUUCAAAACAGUUUACG
Drosophila teissieri is the source of this 2282-nucleotide messenger RNA. RefSeq lists its product as uncharacterized. The record is from RefSeq and is a predicted model, not a curated record. NCBI's taxonomy places the organism in Eukaryota, Metazoa, Arthropoda, Insecta, Diptera, Drosophilidae. The transcript is spliced from 2 exons. Bases 35 to 2170 code for a protein of 711 amino acids.